CACUUCAUCACGCCAAAAAAGCAAAAAGAAAGGGGAAAUAAAGUAUAAAUAGAUAAAUAAUAAUAAAUAAAUAAAUAAACAAUGAAUAAAUAAAAUACUGUAAUACAUAAUCAAAGGGAAAGUUCAAAGUCUUUUUCGUCUUCCUCGCUUUUCCUCUCUGUGGUUCACCUCUCAAAAAACCCAAAUUAUUCUCAUCAAUUUACUCUUUGAUCCUCCAUAUUAAUUGAAUUUCUUUGAGAUGGAGGAGGGAAAGACGUCUGAGGGUGCUUUGACUUCAGCUGCGGCAUUUGUGGAAGGUGGAAUUCAGGAUGCAUGUGAUGAUGCUUGCAGCAUAUGCCUUGAAGAAUUUUCUGACAGCGAUCCUUCUACAGUGACAGGCUGCAAGCAUGAGUUCCAUCUUCAAUGUGUUCUUGAAUGGUGUCAGAGAAGCUCCCAGUGCCCCAUGUGUUGGCAGCCUCUCAGCUUGAAAGACCCUAACAGCCAGGAAUUGUUGGAUGCAGUAGAGCACGAAAGAAAUAUCAGGAUGAAUCCUCCUAGAAACACCGCAAUUUUUCACCAUCCAACUUUAGGGGAUUUUGAAUUGCAGCAUUUACCUGUAAGUGCAACUGAUUCUGAUCUUGAAGAGCGUAUCAUUCAGCACUUGGCUGCGGCCGCUGCCAUGGGAAGGGCACGCAACCUUGCUAGAAGAGAAGGGCAGCGAGGUAGGUCAUCAGCGCACGGUCGUCCCCACUUUCUGGUGUUUUCAACUAAUCCAAAUGCUCCUCCUCCUCCUCCUGCUGCUGCUGCUGCUACUGCUGCUGCUACUUCAUCUUCUACUCAGAGGAGUGGGGAGGAACUCAUUCCUGAAGUCUCGGUUUCUGGUCAGGAUUUUCCAAUUAUUGCUGUUGGAGAAGGUUCUGGACAACUACCUAGUCAACCAUCUCCUUAUCAAGCUGAUGAGUUUUCUGCCUCUGAGUCAGGAUCAAGUUCUCCUGUUAAUCAACCUGGGACUUCGUCAAACAAUCGGAGAAUUCCUGUUCAAUCUUCUCCUAGCAAUCAAGACAGAGCUGGACCAUCAGAUUUUCAGUCCUUUUCAGAAUCUAUAAAGUCUCGACUUAGUGCAAUGUCAAUGAGAUGCAAAGAAUCUUUAACCAAGAGUUCAAGGGGUUGGAAGGAGAAAUUUUUUUCUCGCAACAGUUCAACAUCAGACAACAUUCCUGAAUCUAGGAAUGAAGUCAGUGCAGGUGCAGCGGUUUCCACUGUAUCACACACAUUGGAACAUCUGGAAGCUACAGAUAACAGAAUCAGUUCUGCUGAAUCAAAUGUAUUGGAGGGUAACUUACCUGUCGGACAUGCUGAGCAGCAUAUACCUGAUACUGAUGAUACCCAUUCUCUAAAUGAGGAUAAUGAGGAUAAUAGGCAAACCCCAUGUGCUGCAAGCUCCGGUUCAAACUAACUUUUAGAUGAGUCAAAGAUCUUCUCUUAAAAGGUGCAUACUCUUGCCAGCAUCAAUGUUAUAUGGUGUGCAUCUUAUUGGAUAUGUGGUGAAACACUUAUCUGUCAAAGUGCAAGACUGAAUGUAGCAUGCUUCAAUAAGAUAGGAGGGAUGGAUGUCAUCAUUUUGUCCAAGAUCGGUGUAAAUUGACCCAUUCUGGGUAGUAGUACUGGUGAAUACAGGUGUUCUCUUUAAUCCGAUCACCAAGGUUUUCUUGGGAUCCAGUAGCACCGUGUUCCUUUUUGCAGACCUCAAUUUUGAGUAAACUGUGAAUGUAUAUAUUGAUUAAAUUUUCAAGGUGCCAUCAAUAAUGUUUAGUUGUAUGAUUUAUGAUUA
This is a messenger RNA of Capsicum annuum, 1810 nucleotides long. RefSeq names its product E3 ubiquitin-protein ligase RHF2A. Gene Ontology annotation, molecular function: ubiquitin-protein transferase activity. Lineage: Eukaryota; Viridiplantae; Streptophyta; Magnoliopsida; Solanales; Solanaceae. The record is from RefSeq and is a predicted model, not a curated record. The coding region runs from base 239 to 1435 and encodes 398 amino acids. The transcript is spliced from 9 exons.